Molecule: messenger RNA, 4784 nt
Organism: Limulus polyphemus (Atlantic horseshoe crab)
Lineage: Eukaryota; Metazoa; Arthropoda; Merostomata; Xiphosura; Limulidae
Product: unconventional myosin-Ie-like
Exons: 26
Coding region: 16-3267 (1083 amino acids)
Biological process (GO): vesicle transport along actin filament; actin filament organization
Cellular component (GO): microvillus; vesicle; actin cytoskeleton
Molecular function (GO): ATP binding; microfilament motor activity; actin filament binding
Source: RefSeq, a predicted model, not a curated record
AAGUAAUCUUCAAGAAUGAAGAAGAAAAGAGGGAAACAAGGCGGAAAUCCUUCAGAAAGCAGACACAGAGAAACUAGAUAUCGGUUUCUACGGGUGUACCACUGGCAGAGCAAGCAGAUCAAACAUACAGGAGUGGAUGACAUGGUGCUGUUGAGUAAGAUUAGUGAAGACGCUAUCGUCGAAAACUUACAUAAGAGAUAUAUGGCCGACCAAAUUUUUGUAUCCUUAAAAGACAUUUUAUCUAGUGUUUUUAUAGCGUACCUGUCGAAAUGUAGAUUGUUGCUGCCCCCUGGUGGAGAAAAUGAUGUAGAAGCAGCAGCCGCGACGUACGAAAAUCCCCCUCACAUCUAUGCCUUGUCUGACAACAUGUACAGAAACAUGCUAAUCGACAAUGAAAGUCAGUGUGUUAUCAUCAGUGGGGAGAGUGGUGCAGGAAAGACCGUCUCGGCCAAGUUCAUCAUGUCAUAUGUCGCCCAAGUGUCUGGCGGAGGUCCACGUGUUAAACAUGUCAAGGAAAUCAUCCUGGAAUCCAAUCCGCUUCUAGAAGCUUUUGGAAAUGCCAAGACAGUACAGAAUAACAACUCUUCAAGAUUUUCUCGGGUUGUUUCCCAGAAUCUGAACGAACGAAACUUCCACAUCUUCUACCAGCUCUGUAGUGCGGCUACUAAAGAAAUUCAGACAAACCUUGGAAUCACAACCCCAGAUUACUAUUUUUAUCUCAAUCAAAGUGGAGUAUUUACUGUCGAUGGUACCAAUGACGGUAAAGAUUUUCAGGAAACCAUGAAAGCCAUGGAUGUGAUGGGGAUGACAGAAGAGAAUAAAAUGAAUGUUUUAAAAGUUGUGGCAGGAAUCUUACACAUUGGUAAUGUAACCUUUCUCGAGCAGGGGAAUUAUGCUGUCAUUGAAAAUGAUCAAUUUUUGGCCUUUCCAAGCUUUCUCUUGGGAAUUGAAGAGGAAAUGAUUCAAACGAAACUAACUAGUCGAGUGAUGGACAGUAAGUGGGGAGGUAAAUCGGAAACUAUAGAAAUGAAGUUAAACAUUGAACAAGCUGCCUAUACAAGAGAUGCCUUAGCUAAAGGAUUGUAUUCUCGUCUCUUUGACUACCUCAUUCAAGUGAGUGGAAUACUUCAAGAAGAGUAUAUACAAGAAGGGAUAAAAUGGAAACCAGUGGAAUAUUUCAAUAACAAAGUUGUGUGUGAAUUAAUUGAAAAUAAAUGUCCUCCUGGCAUUAUCUCUGUUCUGGAUGACAUCUGUGCUACGAUGCAUGCUGUGAAUGAAGGUGCUGACGUCCAGCUUCAACAGAAACUAGAAAAGUCAGUAGGGGGCAAUGCUCAUUUUCAAGGAUCAGGCAGUGGAUUUGUUAUUCAUCAUUAUGCUGGAAUGGUGAGCUAUAAUGUGGAUGGUUUCUGUGAACGAAAUCGUGAUGUUCUUUUUACAGACAUCAUUCAGUUGAUGAAGACAAGUGAUAAUCCCUUCAUAGUCAACCUGUUUCCAGAAAAUGUCAGCACUACCAUUCGCACAAGGCCCUCAACCGCUGGUAGCAAAAUAAGGACUCAAGCCAACAAACUAGUUGAGGCUCUUACAAAAUGCACCCCACAUUACAUAAGAUGUAUUAAACCCAAUGCAUCUAAGAAAGCACAUGACUGGGAUGAACCUAGGGUGAAACAUCAAGUUGAAUAUUUGGGAUUGAAAGAAAAUAUAAGGGUAAGAAGAGCUGGUUUUGCUUAUCGCCGACCUUUUGAUAAAUUUCUUCACAGGUACGCAAUUUUGACGAAGGAGACAUGGCCCAGCUGGCAAGGAGAUGUCAGAAAAGGAGUGUUACAUAUUUUGAAUCAUGCUAACUUAGAUGACGACGAGUACCAGCUGGGAAAAACUAAAAUCUUUAUCAAGGCUCCAGAAUCACUUUUUCUUUUGGAAGAAAGAAGAGAAAGAGUUUAUGACAGUUACGCACGUGUGAUACAGAAAGCUUUCCGUCGUUACAUAGCUAGGAGACACUAUAUGCAACUGAAAACACAAGCUGCUGAUCUGCUCUUUGGAAAGAAGGAGAGAAGACGUCACAGCAUCAACAGAAAUUUUAUUGGUGACUAUAUUGGUUUGGAUGAGUUUCCUGCGAUUCGUGCUCUUGUAGGAAAAAGAGAGCAUAUAGAAUUUGCUGGCACAGUUAAAAAGUUUGACAGGAGGUUUAAGAUCACAAAACGAGAUUUGGUGCUAACACAAAAGUGUCUUUACCUUAUUGGAAGAGAAAAGGUUAAAAAUGGACCUGAGAAGGGGCUUGUGAAAGAAGUGAUUAAAAGAAAAAUAGAACUUGAAAAUAUCAGUCAGAUAGCAGUUAGCACACGUCAAGAUGAUCUGUUAGUUAUUCAGGUGAAAAAUGACUAUGACAGUCUCCUAGAAUGUAUGUUUAAAACAGAACUGUUGACUAUGCUUGACAAAGCCUUUCACAAGAAGUUCGAGAAAGCUUUACCUCUGAACUUUUCUGACAGCAUGCAGUUCCGUGUCAAAAAGGAGGGAUUUGGAGGAGGAGCAACAAAGCAAGUUAAAGUUUCAGCGGGUCAAGGAGAUUUUAUGGUGAUGAGGCCCACUGGGAAAAUCCUUUUGGUUUAUAUUGGUCCUGGAUUAGCAAAAGAUACACGGCCAGGACUUCGGCAGUCAGUAGACCAUAACUUAAACCAGUUUAAAUCUUCAGCAAGAGGUCCACUUAAUGUACAGCCACCAAAACACACGAUGCCUACAUAUCAACACAUUAGACGAGCUCCUCCGCCUCCUAAUUUUCCACCACCUCCUGUUCCUGAGGAAGAAAGAACAUCAGCUAUGCAUGUUCCCUCUACUGGUGCUGAAGGAAAAGUACGAAGUACAAACACCAAGCGUAACUCCAAUACAGCGCCUUUUUUACCCGAAGGAUUUACACAACAGAUUGCUCACCGAUUGAAUCAAGCUGUUAUAUCAAGACAGACAAGUGUCUCUAAAGAAAACCAAGGUAUCCAGCAAGGUUUACCAGAUGCUGGAAUUUCAAGGAUUAAGAGACAGAGUAUGAGAGAAAACAAACCUCCACCAGGUGGAGGAAAACCUAAGCCACCAACAAAACCUAAACCUGCUUUGCCACAGUGUAGGGCACUGUAUGCUUAUGAUGCACAAGACACUGAUGAACUUUCCUUUGAGGCUGGAGUUUUGAUCAGCAUUGUAAAACAAGAUCCCUCUGGAUGGUGGUUAGGUAAGCUGAAAGGAAAAGAGGGACUUUUUCCUGGAAAUUAUGUGGAGGUUUUGUAGUAAACUAUUUAAAUAACAUGAAAUUAAAACACAUUUAGUGUACUUAAACGUGCCUCACUUACAAUGUAUCACUUUUUGUAUUGAUAUUAUUGAGGAGAAAAUUGAAAUUUUCACUGCUUGUGCAUUGUAAUAACAUUUUUUUUAGUGGUGAUUCAUGAUUGUGAUCAGCCUAGUGAGGUUUUCAUUUGUAAAUUGAUUGAAACUUCUUAGCGUGAUUAAAAUGUCUAUUUUCCUGUUUCUCGCAAAGAAAAUAAGAAUGAACAUUCCAGCAAUGUGUUUAAAGGCUUUUUCACUGUUGAUGCCAGAGAGAUAGAAGUAUUUUGUAGCAUCUAUAAAAACGUGUCGCAACUUAUAAUUCUGAUGUGAACAGUUUUUAUGUGUCUGUUAACACGUUUUCCUGAAGUAAUGUUGGUAAUAACAAUAUGUGAAUAUUGAUUGUAUAAUAAGAAAUGUAUUACUUGGCCAUAAAAGUGUAACUUUAAAUGAUAAUACAAUAAAGCAGAAAAAAAUUAUAUUUUCUAGUCUUAGUGACUACAUCCAAAUAUUUUUAUUUUAGAAGUCGAAAUGGAUACACAUUAUUUGUGAUUAUUAAUUUAUUUUUCCUUUGAUAUAUUUUUUAUACUUUUUCUGUGAGUACACCUACUUAUUCUUCAUAUAAUUAAAAUGAAUAUUCAAUACUUUGAUAGCACUUUACAUAAAAAUGUGCACAUAAAUAUAAAUAUUACACCAUUGAAUAUCUUUGUCUAACAAACGUUACAAAAAAAUAUUCGGCUAAUAUAUAUAUAAAUUGGUUGAAAAAAUAGAUUUUAAAUAAUUUUACUGCCACUCUUCAUUAUAGAUGGUUCUUCUUUAGUUUUUUCUUGUAAUGUCUUCUUUGUCUUUCAGCUUUGCUCUUUAUUUGUAAUAAGUUUUUAAAAAGAAACAUUAUGAUCCUAAUGAGAUACUUAUACACAGAAAAACCUUUUAAACGAAUAAACUAGGUGCAAGUUAGCUAAUGAUACUAAAAGUGUCUUACCUUUUAGUGGUUAAUUUCAUCAAUUCUUUAGAUAACAUCGAGGAUGUUUAAUUAAUAUAUUCAAAUAUUUGGACAAAAUGCUAAUAAUCCUAAUUUUUUUAUUGUUUUAAAACUUUGGGAAAACCUAAAAAAUGCUCUUUUUUUAAGUGUCAACCUUUCUGUGACAUCUGAUCAAAACCCUGUGUUUACCAGCUCAAAAAUCUAUUAAGUAAAAUUUAGAAACAGUUAAAAUAAGUGCUGAUUUGAUGUUAGUUAAGAUUAAUCAAAAAUGAAGUUUUUUAUAAUAUACAGUUAUUGAUUUUUAGACCUAUUGUAUUCAAUUUUACCUUCAGAAUUGUGAGUACCAACUGUUUGAUUUUUAUUUAAAAUGUAAACACAUGUACUGGAGUUAUGCGAUUUUUAAAUUUAGAUUUUAAGUUGAUAAACAUGUAGAUAAUUAUCAGAUGUAUUGAUUUUGAGCAGUGGAAAUGUAAAUCAUGAGAAUAAAUUAUUUAUUAUAAAA